AUGCAAAUCUUCGUGAAAACGCUCACGGGAAAAACUAUCACCCUCGAGGUUGAGGCGUCGGACACAAUCGAGAAUGUGAAGGCGAAAAUUCAGGACAAAGAGGGAAUCCCUCCAGAUCAGCAACGUCUUAUUUUCGCCGGAAAGCAAUUGGAGGACGGUCGAACCCUUGCGGACUACAACAUUCAAAAGGAGAGCACCCUUCAUCUUGUGCUUCGUCUUCGAGGAGGUAUCAUCGAGCCAUCGCUUCGUCAACUCGCGCAAAAAUACAACUGCGAAAAGCAAAUUUGCCGUCGCUGCUAUGCUCGUCUUCCCCCACGUGCUACCAACUGUCGCAAGAAGAAGUGCGGACACUCGAACGAUCUCCGCAUCAAGAAGAAACUGAAG
This is a messenger RNA of Mesorhabditis belari, 384 nucleotides long. The record is from the annotation of a GenBank genome assembly. Lineage: Eukaryota; Metazoa; Nematoda; Chromadorea; Rhabditida; Rhabditidae.